Baudoinia panamericana UAMH 10762 is the source of this 3863-nucleotide messenger RNA. RefSeq lists its product as uncharacterized. The coding region runs from base 70 to 3639 and encodes 1189 amino acids. Gene Ontology annotation, molecular function: protein binding. Gene Ontology annotation, cellular component: ESCRT-0 complex. Gene Ontology annotation, biological process: protein transport to vacuole involved in ubiquitin-dependent protein catabolic process via the multivesicular body sorting pathway. The record is from RefSeq and is a predicted model, not a curated record. The transcript is spliced from 2 exons. NCBI's taxonomy places the organism in Eukaryota, Fungi, Ascomycota, Dothideomycetes, Mycosphaerellales, Teratosphaeriaceae.
CGGCAGCUCGUGGUAAGAACGACAAAUUGGUUUCUGUAGGACUUCUUGAGGAUUAUCGGAGCGACAGCAAUGGCAGCUCCACCCUUCAAGGUCAAGGCUGUGUAUGAGUACACCAGCGAGCAUGACGACGACCUGAAGUUUCCCAUUGGACAAAUCAUCAAUGUUGUAGAACUGGAAGGCGACGACUGGUACGUGGGCGAGUAUACCGAUGCUGCAGGAGCACAUAAGGAAGGCCUGUUCCCAAGCAACUUUGUGGAGAGAUACGAGCCAGCGGUGCCUGUCAGGCCUACAAGAGCCGCGAGGCCGAAGAGCGUGCAGUCUCCUCCCGUGCCGGAGUCUGUGGAGCGCGGAGCAGAAGAGGAUGUGCCUCCCCUUCCGGCAGCAUCGAAGCCACAGGCGCCCUUAGUGGAUACUCCAGCAGAACCACCAACCGUCGUAAAAGAAGAAGCACCCUUACCACCACAACCUACCGCUGGAACGACGCCCACAGCGCGAGCAGAGCCCCCGCCAGCGCCAAAGCCGGCACAUGUGGAGCCUGCGCAAACAGCUUCAACUCCAUCGAAAGCUGGGCCGCCCCCUGUAGCACCCAAGUCCAAUGCAUUCAAAGACCGGAUUGCCGCCUUCAACAAGACGGAACAGGCACCUCUAGCGCCUAUCGGCCCAGGAAGGCAGCAGCCACGCAAUGACUAUAUCAAGAAGCCGUUUGUGGCACCACCACCAAGCAGUAACGCAUAUGUGCCGCCGGCGCAGAAGGCAGAGCCUGUGCACAGGCCGUACAUUCGUGAGGAGGAUCCUGAGAUCAAGCAGCGGCAAGAGGACGACAGAGCAGCGGCGGAAGCAGCAGGUUUGACAGGAGAGUGGCAUACUUCGCCAGUAGAAGAGGACGAGGAUGCGCCAAAGCCAAUGAGCUUGAAGGAGCGGAUGGCAAUGCUGCAGAGGGAGCAGGAGGCGGCGCGCACACGGCAGGCAGAGACUUCGCACAAGAAAGAACGGAAGCCACCGGCACAGAAGCCUGCUGAGCAUGUGGAGGGAGAAGAGGCAGAGGAUGCAGGGGACGAGCUGGAGCGCGUAUCGACCACGCGACAAUCCAUGGAAGUGCCGAGAGAGAGACCUCGAGUACCUUCUGCGCAGAGGCGGCCGGUGGAGCCCAUGUCUCCUGUACAUGCCGUUCCGGCGCAUGAGAUUCUGAGCGGUGGAGAAGAAGCUGAUCAGUCAGCUGCAGGCGAGACUACAGAGGAUGACACUGGCACGACCGGGCCGGAAGAUAGUGACGACAGGCCUGCUCCGCUACUGAGGGCACCUGCUGCACCAAUGCACGAGCCAGACGUGGGUGAUGAGGAAGGUGUCGCCGACGAGGAGGAUGAAGAGGACGAGCUGGACGAAGAAGAGCAGCGCAAGCAGCGGCUACGCGAGCGCAUGGCAAGACUAGCAGGCGGACAGCAAGGUGGCGGCCCAUUCAACCCUUUCGGUAUGCCUGCCACAGCUGCGCCCACGAAGAAACGAUCGACCAAGGAGAAGGCGAUGAGCGAGGAAGGUGCGCCACCAUCUGCACCACAGAUACCGCAAAUGGUUGCCAUUCCAGGCAUGGGUGGCGCGCCGCCACCAACCAUGCAGAGUCCAAAGUCUGAUCAAACACAAAGAGCGUUCGGCCUAGAUGAGCAGCAGGCGGAAGAUGAUGAUGACGAGGCGCGGAUAGCGCCACCAAGGCGCGCAGGCACCGACGGGCGAAGUGCGCCGCCUCCCAUGCCCACAGAUCGUUCCGUCCCUCCAGCUCCGAACGAGGAGAGAGUCGCGCCUUCUGCAAUACCAAGCGAAAGCUCACGGCCCACACCUCGCCCGCCACCCAUCGAUGCUCGGCCUGUACCACCACCUCCGCCUGUUGCGAGCAUUGUGUCUCCUGGUCCUGGGUCGGAGUCCGAUGAUGAGAUGUCAAUGCACGCUAAACGAUCGUCAGCGGAGACGUCCGGGGUUGAGACGCCUUUACCCAUCCGGACAGCAGUGCCACCAGUACUACCUAGCAGAGAUGCCAUGGCUGAGCAACGGCAGUCGCCCAGCUCGGCCACUUCGGAGAAGAGAGCGAGCCGCCUGCCUCCACCAAUACCUGGAGAUAGCCCGGUAACUUCAAGGCCGCCGCCUCCGUUACCACCAUCUGCCCCAAUCUCGAGACAAGUGACUGAUCUGCAAUCUCAAAUCCACGAUGAGACAGAACGUGGUGAGAGCGAUUACGAAGGCGAUUACGACACCGACAUUGCGUCGAGUGUGAAGCACAAAGAUGCACUCAAAUCACACGUGCGGGAACCCAGCUUAGACGACAGCACCACAGCGGACGAAAUGCCACCGUCUCUACCACACGCCGCCGCCCCUCAGCCGCCCGCGACAAGAGCAGUGCCACCGCUCCCUCCAGUAUCUGCACCUAGGACUCGACCUUCAAUGGACACGCCUAGAGCACCUCCGCCGGUACCGCCACCCACACGAGACUCUACCAAUGAUGACUACGACCCGUACACUUAUGAGAGCAGAGCGCCACCGCCUGUGCCCAGUGCUGUUCCAGUCGCGGCACCACCGGUCCCACCCGACAAUGUCGACAUACAGGAAGAGAGUUCAGCUGACGACGUACCUCCUCCUGCGGCACCACCGCCUACCCGCAAGUCGAUGGAUCGGCCACCGCCACCGCCACCUGCUGAGAUUGAGCGACCUCCGCCUAUGCCGCCUAUAGCUCAACCGGCUCCACCGCCACCAGCACGAGCACCAACUCAGCCGCGGCAGUCGAUGGACGUGCAACGCACAGGCAGCGUAGCAAGGCGGUCACUCGAACAGGGACGGUCGGCUGGCGAGAUGGGUCGGAUCGCGCAUGACAUUGACUUGGCGCAUCACACUCAUUGGUGGACCGCGUCACAGCCUCUACCGCCUCAAUUGCAAAGCCGCAACGGCAUUGAGAUUCUGUCAGAAAGCGAAGAAAGCCAGAAGUCAAAGCGUGGCGGACGCACGACGAUCAGCAAAGAUGUCUACAUCUUAUACAUGGACUACAGCCAAACCGUCAUCACCGCCCAGUACGAUUCAAAAGACCCAGCAGACGUUAUCCUAGAGCAACGACACGAACCGCCGCCUUCUAAGCUUCGUCAGGACCAACUGGAGGCAUACUGGCAGCGCUUCGGCAGCAAGAUCGCCCAUGCCGCAAACGCUGCCGGCAACAGCAAGAAGGACAAAGACACGCAUGUGUUCGGUGACGGCUCACCAGCAGCCCUACCGUACGACCUCAUCCGCUCACUCCCUGACGCCCUUUUGCCAGUUGGCACUCGCGCCUACGGCGCCCUCGUCUACGCCAACCUUGCCAACGCCAGCACGCAGCAGUUCGACGAAAUACGACCCGGCGACAUCAUCACGCUGCGCAAUGGCAAGUUUGAAGGCCAUCAUGGCGCGAUGAGGCAGAAGUACAAGGUCGAAUACGGUGUCUUUCAUGUCGCUGUGGUGGAGGAGUGGGAUGGAACGAGGAGGUCUGUGAGGGCUUGGGAGCAGGGCCGGGAGCAGGGGAAAAAGGGUGGGGUGAGGAGUGAGAAGUUCCGGUUGGGCGAUUUGAGGAGUGGAGAGGUUAGGGUGUGGAGGGUUGUGGGGAGAGAUUGGGUUGGGUGGGAGAACUAAGGGGUAGUAAGCACGCUAUCGUGGCUGCUGUCUAGCGUAAGUCAAUGAGCACGACUUGUGGAUAUAGUGCCGUAAUGGACGGUAACUUGCGUUGCAUCAUUGUGCACGCAGUAGGGUUGGAGAACCGUAGCAUACCUCACAUGAAGCGGCAUGGUCACCCUUGCGAACACACAGCCCAUUUUGGAGCCCUCAUUCCUCGCUCAUGAGCUUCCGUCUCGGGUCGG